AAUAAUGUUUCAACUCUCUCUUUAAAUUCUAUCACAGGUUAUGUUUGGUGCAUUAGACACACUGUUUUCUACCACUGGAAUCAAACCAAAAGACAUAGGAAUUCUAGUGGUCAACUGCAGUUUAUUCAAUCCAACUCCAUCAUUAUCCUCCAUGAUAGUUAACAAGUACAAACUGAGGGGCAAUAUUAAAAGCUUCAAUCUAGGAGGAAUGGGCUGCAGUGCGGGUGUAAUCACGAUCGAUCUAGCAAAAGAUAUGCUACAAGUUCAACGAAACACAUACGCUGUUGUGGUCAGCACCGAAAACAUCACUCAGAACUGGUAUUUCGGGAACAAGAAGUCAAUGUUGAUCCCCAAUUGCCUGUUCAGAGUUGGUGGAUCCACGGUUCUGUUAUCGAACAAAUCUGUUGAUAGAUCACGAGCCAAGUACCAGCUCGUUCAUGUGGUCCGAACGCAUAGAGGAUCGGAUGAUAAGGCAUUUCGUUGUGUGUAUCAAGAACAAGACGAUAAUGGGAAGACAGGGGUUUCGUUAUCGAAAGAUUUGAUGGCGAUCGCUGGUGGAGCGUUGAAAACGAACAUUACGACGUUGGGCCCGCUUGUUCUUCCUAUCAGCGAACAGUUGUUGUUCUUUUGUACCUUGAUCGCGAAGAAAUUGUUCAAGAAGAGUAUUAAACCGUAUAUUCCGGAUUUUAAACUUGCAUUUGAUCAUUUUUGUAUACACGCGGGUGGUAGAGCUGUGAUCGACGAGCUGGAGAAGAAUCUCCAGCUAUCGCCGACGCAUGUUGAGGCGUCACGAAUGACGCUUCAUAGAUUUGGGAACACGUCUUCGAGUUCGAUUUGGUAUGAGUUGGCUUACAUUGAAGGGAAAGAAAGGGUUAGAAAGGGUCAUAGAGUUUGGCAGAUUGCAUUUGGGAGUGGAUUUAAGUGUAAUAGUGCUGUUUGGAAGGCGUUACGGACCGUAAAACCAGUUGCCCAUAGUCCUUGGUUGGAUUGUAUCGAUAAGUAUCCUGUCGAAUUGGUUAUGUAAGGUUUAUGGUUUAGGGUUUAAUCGAGUUAUUGUUUCGCAAUCGUCGGUUGUAGUAUGUGAUUUGAUUAUCGAAGUUGAAUAUGGUUUUCAAUCUUGUGUUUGUUUACGAUUACCAAAUUCUUGUAUGUAAACGGGUCGGAAAUCUCUCGUGCUACAUUGGACAAAAGAUCAAAUACAAAGUAUCUUAUCGUACAAAACGUACGAAUGAAGUGGAAAAGUAAAAAAGACGC
Molecule: messenger RNA, 1254 nt
Organism: Helianthus annuus (common sunflower)
Lineage: Eukaryota; Viridiplantae; Streptophyta; Magnoliopsida; Asterales; Asteraceae
Product: 3-ketoacyl-CoA synthase 4-like
Exons: 1
Coding region: 41-1024 (327 amino acids)
Biological process (GO): fatty acid biosynthetic process
Cellular component (GO): membrane
Molecular function (GO): acyltransferase activity, transferring groups other than amino-acyl groups
Source: RefSeq, a predicted model, not a curated record